CCCGAGGGUGAGCGCCGUUGAGCGCACGCUCAGAGCAGACAGCUCGCAGGAGGCAGGAUGUGAUGGUCUAAAGACCCUAGGAGCUGACCGCCCUAGGGAGGGAAAGUGGUCACGGAGGCGAGGCAGAGCGAACGGAGGUGGAGGAUCCUGGAGGUGACAGCAAGGAGAGCACACAAGGGCGAGGGGCUGCUGAAGCGGGCCCUGCGACUUCUGCACCAACGCGAGGCGGGAGGGAGAGAGGAAGGGAGGGCAGUGCGGUGGCGCUUCGGGCUGGCCCCGCCGGUGCGGGGGUACCAUGUCCCGCGAGCGGCCCCCCCGCACCGACAUCCCUCGCAACCUGAGCUUUAUCGCUGCGCUGACAGAGCGCGCCUACUACCGCAGCCAGCGGCCCAGCCUCGAGGAGGAGCCGGAGGAGCAAGGCGAGGGCGGGACGCGGCUCGGGGCCCGAUCCCGCGCUCACGCUCCGAGUCGGGGUCGCCGGGCCCGCUCUGCACCCGCUGGAGGCGGCGGGGCCCGGGCGCCCCGCAGCCGUAGUCCGGACACCCGCAAGAGAGUGCGUUUCGCCGACGCACUGGGGCUGGAGCUGGCCGCCGUGCGCCGCUUCCGCCCGGGAGAGCUGCCCCGGGUGCCCCGCCACGUGCAGGUCCAACUGCAGAGGGACGCCCUCCGCCACUUCGCGCCGUGCCAGCCCCGCGCCCGCGGCCUCCAGGAGGCGCUCGCCGCCCUGGAGCCGGCCAGCGAGCCCGGCUUCGCCGCCCGCUUGCAGGCGCAGCGAAUCUGCCUGGAACGCGCCGAGGCGGGCCCGCUGGGCGUGGCCGGGAGCGCGCGCGUGCUGGACCUGGCCUACGAGAAGCGCGUGAGCGUGCGCUGGAGCGCCGACGGCUGGCGCAGCCAACGGGAGGCGCCCGCCGCCUACGCCGGCCCGGCCCCGCCCCCGCCGCGCGCCGACCGCUUCGCCUUCCGCCUGCCGGCGCCGCCCAUUGGGGGCGCCCUGCUCUUCGCCCUGCGCUACCGUGUGACGGGUCGCGAGUUCUGGGACAACAACGGCGGCCGUGACUAUGCUCUACGUGGGCCCGAGCACCCGGGCAGUGGCGGAGCCCCGGAGUCCCAGGGCUGGAUCCACUUUAUCUGAGACCAGGCGCCUGCGGCCCACGGCAGAAAAAACCAAAGGCACCCGGGGGCGAGGGGAACCCGAUGUGGCGGGGAGGAAUGGGAGAAACCAAGAUUGGCGGGAAGCCGUCAGAGAGAGUCAAGUCGGGGAGGGCGAGGAGGAGGGGAGAAAUCAAAGGGGUGCGCAGGGGGUGGGCGGAAUCAACGAAGCUCGGGGACAUUGGGGUGGAAAACGCUGGUUGGAUGUGAGUGGAAGGAACCCACGGCAUAGGGGAGAAAGGGGACCCAAGAGGGCGCUGCAGGGAUUAGAAAAAAGCGGAAAAAUGCGGAAGAUGGUGAGGUUCUCUUAAGUAAGUAGGCCCAUCCGGCCUAGACAGUUGAAGGCAAAGGAACCUUUUUGGAAUUGAGGAGGUAUUAUGUGAAGUAGCCCACCCCAGUUGAAGUCAUUUUGAUUGCUAGCUCAUUCCUUCUUCUUACCCGCCUUUGCCACCUCAGGUCCCCCAGUCCUGCCCAUCCUAGCUUUAACUCAGCCAUAAUUGCCUUGCUUAAUCCCAGGAGCUUGGCCAUUGCCCUGGACCUUGGCAUUAUGACAGGAUUCUCGUCACCCCUGACAGUUCCUAGCUUCAGUCUCCAUAGACUGGCUGGCGAGUGAUGACAGCAGUCAGAGCUCCUUCCUCCAGCCUCCAGGCAGCCUUAGGGAUUAAAAUGGAGGUAAAGCAACUCCAGGGCUGUCCUUGUAGCCAAAUAAUGAUGUGCCUAAGCGGUUGGUACACUCAGGGGCUUCCAGAAGAAUUCCAGCCUUACCUUUCUGGGGUGCCUUUUAAUAACCUCUAAGCACUUUAUGGACUGUGUUUGUUAAAGGACGGUGAACCACGAGAAUCACUAUUCCAAUUUUUUCUUUCUGCCUCAGAAGAAAAGGAAGUCACUGACUAGCUGUAAAACUUUGGGCAAGCUACUUCACCUCUUUGUGCCCCUUGGAAUAUAGUAUUCGGUUAGAUGAUCUCUUAAGGCUCUUUGUUUGACAUUUUAUGACCUGUGCUUGGCAGAGUGUAGAUUAGAAGCCACAUUAGUGCUACAGUUGAGAACUCACAGCACCUGAGUGUCCAGUUAGGGCUGAGGAUGGGUCCUCUAGUUUUUGGCACAGAUGUUCCAGGGCCCAGGAAACAUCCCAUAAGCAGCCUGCAGCCCCAGGAUAUUCCAGAGCCUCUUCCAAACCACAGUUCAAACUCUGCCCUUUUUUGCUUUUGCUCCCACAGACUUCCACCCUCGGUGCUCUGAGACAACUUUGGGGAAGUGUCUCAGAGUGUUGGGGGAAAAUGAUGUGUGAGAGCUCCAAAGAUGAAAGGAAACAAUGUUGAGGGUUCUCUUGGGGAUGAAAAAUUAUGGGUAUAAGGAAUAGAAAUCAUUCCAAAUCAAGAAUCAAAGCAACUUGAAUAUUAAAUGCACCAGAAGAUGGCAGUCCGCGCCAUGCCCUUAGCAAGUGAAAUGGGAAAGCUGGAGUCUUCCACCCAUUCACAUUCAUGCCUGUGUCUCCUCCUGAUUAACUGAACUUGGGAAUCAUUCCUUUGCUGGUUGCUUGUUGUUCCUUUUCUCUCACCCUAUUCCUAACCUCUUUGCUUUUCUCUUUCUUUCGUUGUCUUCCCUUCUCAUCACUUUUCCUCUUAAUAUAUAGGGUGUUUACCUUCAUUUUGUCUGCUUCCAUUUGCCUCUCUCUUCAUCCUUGAUCUCUGCUAUUCCUUCUCCCUCCAGAAGGAGUGGAGAACCUCCUUCUUUUUCUCCAAGACCAUGGUUGCUCCACCUUCCUCCCUCAGGCUCCUUGAUAAUCUUCUAGAAGGAAGAAGAAGGAAAAGAAGAAGUUCCUGAUGCUACAGAUGAACAAAGAGCUCCCAGGUAACCAGCUUCCCAAACCCAUUUCUGUUACUGAUUUCUCAGAGAAAAAUUUCUGGAUCCCCCCUUCCUAAGUGAAGGAGGUGGGUCAUGCACAUGUGCCCACACAUGCAUUCAGAAGAAAGCAUGGGGCUUGUUACCAUGCCCCUCCUGUCCACAGCCUUAAUCCUUUGAAGAUAGAAGGAGAGGAGCCCCCAGGUCAUUCCUCAAACAAAUGCCCAUUUAAACAUCAUCCUUACCUUGUGAAGAAAACAGGAAGAAUUUCAUGCAUCUUAUGGAUCACCUUCAGGUCAAAGUUCCAGCAAAGUGAAGAGAGAAAUUGUACUGGAAGCCACCAAGCAAUACACUGUUUAUUCAUCAAUUAUUAUAACCAAGGGAGGAUAACAGGGAGACCGGGUUGAUGCUCAGUGUGUAAUAAUCUCUUGCCUAAUGUGUAUGAAUUACUGUUGUGUCAUAUUAACAAUAGUGAUAGCUCACAUUCACUUAACACUUAUCUGCUGAAAUCUGUCUAGCAUGCAUGCUCAAGACAACCCUGAGUUGAACAUUAUCAUUAUCUCUGUUUUAGAGAUGAGGAAACAGGCUCAGAGAAGCUGUUAUUUGUUCAAGAUCAUAUAGCUAGUAAAUGGCAGAACUAAGACAAUGAACCCAGGAAAUCUCCCAAGCCUCUGCAUAGCCAUGAUGUUGUAUUUUUUCCCCUUUAAAAACAAAAUUUAAAAUCUUGCAAUAUAUCAUUUCCCAUAGUUUCUGACUGCUCUGCCUUCUCAUCCUCCCAGUCUCCUGAACUGGGGAAGGCAAGGGGGCCCCAGGCUUCAUCAGUCCCUUGCGGGAGCUUGCUGUUGUCUCCUGCACCAGUGUCCCAGCUCUGUAGGAUCCGCAAGGGACCACCCCACCUGCCUUCUAGAGAACUUGGGAACCUAAUAAAACUCUAGGCUUUCCAUGCAUUGGGAUUCUCUCCCAGCCCUAGCCAACCCUCUAUACCUGUUGGUGUGCCACCCCCCUCCUCCUUCCUGCACUAGUCUUGAACAGGCAAGUUCUCUAAUGUUUCCACUAGAAGGGUCCCCAACUAGGAAAACUGCUGGAUGGUCUGUGCUUGUCGGGUCCUCUCUGGGAGCCCUGAUGAUACUGGGUGGGUAAAUGCAAACUCUGACUGGGGGCAGAGAGCUAAGGAUAAUCCUGUUCCCUGAGCUCUUUCUGUGCAAGAAGUACCAUAUUCCCAUUCUCACCCAUAUCCCCAUUCUCAGCUUUAUAGAACAACUCCUGAGUCUUCUGGUUUUUGCCAUAUUGAGCUGCCCCAGGGCUUGGGGGUAAGCUGAUAGUUCCCCCUCAGCCUGGGCUGAGCAGCCUUCUUGCACACACAAAUACUGGGUGCCUCUCUCUUUGAACCUGGGCUUACAAACUAGCAGUGCCACCAAGCCUUGUAAAAUAGGCAAUAAACUAGUAUUUCUUGAA
Messenger RNA from Lemur catta (Ring-tailed lemur), 4446 nucleotides. It is a transcript of the gene PPP1R3E, whose product is annotated as protein phosphatase 1 regulatory subunit 3E. The record is from RefSeq and is a predicted model, not a curated record. The coding region runs from base 296 to 1132 and encodes 278 amino acids. The transcript is spliced from 2 exons. NCBI's taxonomy places the organism in Eukaryota, Metazoa, Chordata, Mammalia, Primates, Lemuridae. Gene Ontology annotation, cellular component: protein phosphatase type 1 complex. Gene Ontology annotation, biological process: regulation of glycogen biosynthetic process. Gene Ontology annotation, molecular function: protein phosphatase 1 binding; glycogen binding.